AUGGAUUACCAGCAACCCGUUCGCUCUCCCCCCGCCGCCGCCGAUGCAGCCACUACCGCCCCGGCGACCCAGACUUUGAAGUCGCGGCGGCGCGACUCUCUGCCAUCGUCUGUCAAAACAUCGGAUGCGCGCCCGGCCAAGCGCACGCCCAACUACAUACGCACCACGGCCGCCUCGCCCCAGGUUAUCUCGUCGCUGAUCGACCAGCUGUCGGCCAUUUCCAUCCCCGCGCACAACCACUUUGAGAAUCUCCUCGUCGGCUACGGCAACGGCCUCGCGCCCUCCGCCGCGCCCAGCGUGCGCACCCAUUCCGAGAAGAACUCGAUCGCCGGGCAUGAUGGAGCGUCGGUGGACCGCAGCAGCUUCCACAACCCGAUAAGAGACCAGAACGACCUCUACCCCGACGACGCAUGCGAACCGCCCGUCAUCCGCACGUCCAAGCCCCCAUCCGGCAAGUCGCCUUUGACCGCGCCCAAGAAACCGAACAAAGCGCAUUCGCUUAGUAGUUAUAUCGGACGCAGCGGUGGUAGCUCGUGCUCCCUACAGUCGACCCAUUCGAACCGGUCAGCGAGUAGUUUUGGCAACAUCAGCGUCGAAGCAGGCGUGCCGCGCCAGGUAUCGGGUGAAAGUGCGAGGUCGUCGUUGGAGAGCAAGAGGAGCUUCAAGGGCCACAAGAGCCUGAUGUACAUGAGCUCGCGCGAGCGACUACGACAAAAAGAGACGGAACGGAAGCGCGUGACCGUACACAAUCUGAACGACACACCAACCGGUGACCCCUCCAAGAAGGCCGCGCACCAACUCUUCCCCUACGAAGACACGAUCAGCGAAGAGCCCUCUUCCGCGAAAGAAGACGCACGAUUCGACGAGACAGUACCCGAAUCGUCACGAUUUGCCCAGCGGUAUCCUAGCAGGAAUAACAGUCCACGACGACUGCGUCUCAAUCUGGUCGAUGCCCCUCAUCUGGAAAGUCCAUCAGACAGCGGACUCAUCCCCGAACGCGGAUCAUCCCUGAGGCAUACUGGCAGCCCGGCCCGCAAGAGCAAGAAGCGCCGAUCCGGGGACAAGAGCCGUCCAAAGUCUCAGAAAGCCGACAUGGUCCCCGAAGAGGAAGAGAAGAUGGAUCCGGAAGCACAAAAGAAGAAGAAGAUCUUGGACGAGCUAGAACAGGAAGAGAAUGAGGUCGCUCAAAGGAUCCGAGAACUAAGAGAUCAGAAAAUGCGGAGAGACAAAUUAGCCGGAAAAAUGCCUGUGGACGUACAUGCAGGGGCGACAACACCCAGGGUGCCUCGCGUUUCAUCCAUCCCCAGUCCGGAGUCCUCGCCCAUCUCGACAGUUUCAAGCUUGUCGGAGGACGAAAGGAGAGUGCAGAAUUCGACCAAGGCGCAUCGAGUGCUUGGAAUAUCACAAGAAACAGCCUUAGCUGCCGAGAAGCUAGCGGAAAGGCCGAUGGACAGACCGGCCGAAAAAGCAGAAGGUGACCGCCAUAACCUCUCGGUACCAUCGCAACCACGCAGCCAGCGCCACUCGCGGCACCGAAGUCUGACGUUGAACGACGGCGAUGAGCUUACCCCACUUCCGAUCGAUUACACGCUUGCGCUCCAAAGUCUGGACGAGUCUGCGCCGACGCCGAGCUUAGCAGAUCCACGCCAGUCGAGAUCGCCUGCGCCUGCAAGCAUCAUGUCUAAAGCAACCAAGUCAAGCAGCGACUCUUCCGUACCCCAGCGAUCAAAUUCACUCUUGGCAGUCGGCGGGCGAUCUGCGCUCGGGCGUCGAGCGGCGACCAGUUCCGUCAUCAUAGGCAAGUCUUCCAAGCACAAACACUCCUCCAGUGUGAACGAAGAUUCGACAAACAGACUGGCGCCACCCUCUCGUGCGGCCAGCGAAGAGCCUAUUACUCGACAUCGCUCCAUGCACGUUGUGUCCCCUCCGUUAGAGUCACACAGUAUGCAGUUACAGCGCAGACGUACAAGUACCAGCAAGAGGUGGUCGCAUCCCGAUCUGCCAGCGAAGGCUGAGAAAGCGCAUAAUGACAGAAUCGACCGGAAAGAAGAGAAGACCAGAGCAGCUGCAGUGCAGAGCCCGCCCCAUCCGAUCAUUGAGGAGCGACCUGCAAGUUUAGAUUCUAUCGAUUUGGAUGUACACCAAUACCUGGAAUCAUCCCGGCUGUCCCAAAAGAUCCGGCACCCGCAAACAGGAAGGAUCAUUUCUUUCUCAGAAGUCGGCGACCCCGAAGGUUUUGCUGUCUUCGUUUGUGUAGGCAUGGGUCUGACCAGAUACGUCAUGGCAUUCUAUGAUCAGCUGGCAGCCACUUUGAAGCUGCGUUUGAUCACACCUGAUCGCCCUGGUAUCGGAGGUAGCCAAGCUGAUCCGAACGGGACACCUCUUAGCUGGCCUGACGACGUACUUGUGAUCUGUCAGUCUUUGAAAAUCAACAAGUUUUCAAUGUUAGCGCACUCCGCAGGAGCUGUCUACGCUUUGGCGACAUCAUUACGAAUGCCACAACAUAUCCGUGGCAGAGUGCACCUUCUUGCACCUUGGAUACCGCCAUCGCAAAUGGCGCCCAUUGGCAUCAGUCAGGACUCACCACCUACCCAACAACUUCCGCGAUCGCAGCGCUUCCUUCGCGCUCUACCCCCAUCUCUACUCAAGGUCGCAAACUCAACCUUCCUUAGCGCGACAAGCGCUAGCCUCCAGCGCACUGGGCCCAAGACGUCGCCCAAGACCCGACGGAAAAGCAUGGCCCCCUCACCGGUGCCACCACAGCAGUCGACAACUCGCCCUUCUUUGAAGGACACCCACCGACAUUCGAUGAUGAUGAUGGACCAAGUGCUGCCGAACGCAAGCACUCUGACCCUCCAGAACCCAGAUGCCAAUAACGAAGAAGCACAACGCGUGCAGGAGAUGCUCAGCAUGGCUGAACUUGAACGCCAACGCGCUUUUGAUGAACGCCUCACUUUCGCCAUUUGGGACCGCGCGACUGCAAACGCAAACCCCGCAACCGAUCUAAUAGUCUGUCUCGAAACCAAGCAGACCAUUGGUUUCCGCUACGAGGACAUCAACAGGCCAGUUGUCAUCCACCACGGGUCCAAAGACUCGCGUGUACCAGUUGACAACGUCCGAUGGCUUGGCAAAUUGAUGCGCAAAUGCGAAGUCCGGAUUCUGGAGGGCGAGCAACACGGACUUAUGGCCAGUGCACAGGUCAUGGGUAACGUACUCACAGAGAUGGCAUCUGACUGGGAAGACUGGACAAACAUGGUCUCAGGGAAGUCCACUGAUGGACAUCGCGCUGUCUCGAGGCGGAGAACGACCGAGAAGCUGAGAAGCCAAAUGAGCUUCACCAACUGA
Molecule: messenger RNA, 3345 nt
Organism: Alternaria ethzedia
Lineage: Eukaryota; Fungi; Ascomycota; Dothideomycetes; Pleosporales; Pleosporaceae
Exons: 2
Coding region: 1-3345 (1114 amino acids)
Source: RefSeq, a predicted model, not a curated record